UGGUAGCGCUCUCAGCUGUUUGACUCAAAACAAAUUGCAAAUAUUACUCGAGUAUAUUUGGGGGCAUCAACAAAAACUAACCGUUGAACAACAAAUGUGCAUGAAGCGUGCAAAUCAAAAAAAGGCUGUGACACAGCAACAACGCUACAACCGUUGACGGAACGGAACGUAACGUUAACCAACGAACCAGAAACAGAAUCAGAAGGACGCCGCUGGCAAUGAUGCCGAUGCCAUUGUACUGUGCAUUCGAUGCAUACGAUGUGGCCAGCCGCACUGACACGCCUCCUGAGACGUCGCUUCAUUUACAUAAUCCUUGUGCUGCUCGCUUUAGUUUAUAUAUUUGGCAACCUCUUUGAUCGGAAGGGAGCUUUCAGUGGACUGCAUUAUGAUGAGUAUAAUGUGCAACGGACGCGCCCGCUGCUCUGGCAACAACAGCUGCUUGCGCCCGAAGAACAUCUUAAUCGUACCCAUGAUCCGGAACUACACUGCCGCAAUUCGGUGCAGGGACGCAAACUUCUGGCGGAUGAGCGGGGCUUUGUUUGCCUGCGCGAACAGAUGCUGGUCAACGGUUGCUGCAACGUGGAGCUGCCCGAUAUUAGCUACUAUAGCUGUCAAAGCUGCAACGGCACAUCUCACUGCUGUGGCAUCUACGAAUACUGUGUCUCCUGCUGCCUGCAUCCGAACAAGCGACCGUUGCUGGAGCAAGUGCUACGGGCGUCCGAUACACAAAAAUAUAUAUAUGCCAGCGUGGAGGAUCACUUCGAGCUGUGCCUGGUCAAGUGUCGCACCAACUCGCAUUCCGUUGAGCACGAGAACAAAUACCGCAACGAGGCGGCCAAAUAUUGCUAUGGCACCACCGAGGCACACGAGUCCCAACGUGAAGUGGCGCCCCGAGGUGGCCAGGGUUAGGGUUCUAACUAACCCGCCCAGGAAAUCCGCAAAAGGUCAUGUGCAAUCUCUAUAGUCGGGGACAACAAACCCAAUUAGUAACCCAUUAGUGUCUAUAGAGCUCCAAAUGCUCGUCUAUUGUUUUAUCUCAGGUUUUCUAUUUUUAUUUGUAUUUUUUUUUUCAAGGAAAUCCGAGUUCGGUCUGGAAAUAAUGAACAAUUAUCUUAGAAUUAAGCUAAACAAUUAAAUGUCCCUAAGGUUAAUCAUGUACAUAGAUCAUAUAUACAUAUAUUGAUGAGCUUUGCUGUAUAUACGUAUAUUUCUGACUUUUGUGCUUUAUUAAAGUAAUUUAUUCAAAUGAAAA
This is a messenger RNA of Drosophila innubila, 1252 nucleotides long. RefSeq names its product UPF0454 protein C12orf49 homolog. The coding region runs from base 250 to 909 and encodes 219 amino acids. Gene Ontology annotation, biological process: positive regulation of SREBP signaling pathway. The transcript is spliced from 2 exons. Lineage: Eukaryota; Metazoa; Arthropoda; Insecta; Diptera; Drosophilidae. The record is from RefSeq and is a predicted model, not a curated record.